AUGUAAAUAGAAUUUGAAUUGAAUAUAUAAACUUUAAAUAUGCAAAUUAAAUAGCUUAAUAAUGAUAAUAAUGAUUUGAGAUAAGAAUUAGAUGCAUUAAGAUAAUAAAAAUAAUUUUAUAAAGCCUAAUGUGAUGAUAAAGAUUAACAUAUAGAGGGUCUAGAAAAAGAAAUUGAAGAACUUCGUUAACACAUAAAAACAUUAACUGAAGAAAAACAAGUUAAUCUGUUAAGACUUAUUAAGAAGAAGCAAAAAUUUGGAGAACUAAAUUUAAGGAAUUAAAUCAUUCAUAUCAGGUUUGUUAAUAAAAUUAAUUUUAACUGA
This is a messenger RNA of Paramecium sonneborni, 324 nucleotides long. The record is from the annotation of a GenBank genome assembly. Lineage: Eukaryota; Ciliophora; Oligohymenophorea; Peniculida; Parameciidae.